AUGCCGGCAGACUACCAGACCACCGCGCGGGCUUUGUCACUUCCAGUCUCAGAGCCUGAAGAACGAGAAUCUCCCGUAUUCUCCGGUCUCCGUCCGCCAUGGAGCCACUCCCCAACCCUGUCGCGACGCAGCUCUCGACGCCAAUCAACAAUGGGCGAGGCCGUUUCGUUCCGGGAUCGAAUGAUCAACCAAGCCGAAUCGUUAUAUCGUACGGCAAGGGAACGGUGGGAGAAGAUGACUCUGAUUCAAAAGAUAAUAUAUUUUACGGCGUCGCUGUUUCUGGGCGCUCUUGGUGUGGCGUCUCUGGUUCUUGCGGGGAAGAUUUUCAUCUGGCUGGGUCCAGUAGCUGAGGAAUGGGGGCACUCGCCGUGGGCAUUUAUCAUUGUGUGGUUUUCGAUCAUCCUCGUAUCGUUUCCUCCAUUGGUUGGUUGGUCGACACUUGGAACGAUAUCAGGGUUUCUUUUUGGGUUCUGGAAGGGAUGGAUCGUCUACGCAUCUGCUACUGUUGUCGGCUCGACACUGUCAUUUAUCAUUUCCCGGACAGUUCUUUCCGGCUUCGUCAAACGCAUGACGGAGCACGACAAGCGUUUCGCGGCGCUUGCUUUGACACUUAAGUAUGACGGCCUCAAACUUCUCUGCAUGAUUCGACUUUGCCCGUUGCCAUACUCGUUCUGUAACGGCGCCGUAUCGACAUUCCCUACAGUCCAACCUUUGAGCUACGGUCUCGCUACGCUGAUUGUUGCACCCAAGUUCAUGGUGCCCGCUUUUAUUGGGAGCCGCAUCCGUAUCUUAUCGGAGAACAAUGAAGAAAUGAGCGCUGGCUCUAAGGCGAUUAAUAUCAUUAGCAUCAUCGUUUCGGUCUCUAUUGGCGUUGCCACUGGUAUAUAUAUUUAUAGAAGAACAUUGGCCCGCGCGAAAGAACUCGAAGCCGAAGAACGGGCUGGAAUCCGACGGUCUAUACAGGAAGAUCACGCUGCAGGACGCCCUCAUGGCGACUUUUCAGACGACCCCGACGCCAAUGCGGCGGCCAAGACUCUGGCUCGUGAUGAGGAAGCACGGCUUGGAUUCUAUGACGAGGACAACGUCGACAUCGAUGUUGAAGGAGAUGAAUUGGCCGAAAGCCGCGGUAAUAGAUCAUACCGCGACGAGUUCACCGAUAAUGAUUCUGAUGUCUUUGAUGACGGUGAUGGUGAUGAGUCGGAUACAUAUGGAUUGCAUACUCACGUGAGACAGUAA
This is a messenger RNA of Talaromyces amestolkiae, 1236 nucleotides long. RefSeq lists its product as uncharacterized. The record is from RefSeq and is a predicted model, not a curated record. Gene Ontology annotation, biological process: vesicle-mediated transport; mitotic spindle elongation. Gene Ontology annotation, cellular component: Golgi membrane. Lineage: Eukaryota; Fungi; Ascomycota; Eurotiomycetes; Eurotiales; Trichocomaceae. The transcript has 3 exons. The coding region runs from base 1 to 1236 and encodes 411 amino acids.